AUGGGUAAAGUCUGUCCACAGAUAGAAUGGAAAUUAGGGGACUGGACAAGAAGGGAAAUUACCUUGAAAUCAGUAUCUGAUUCUCAAUUACACUUUCUUGGUGCCACCUUGGCCCAAGCUAGGCCAACCUAUCUCUUAUUGGUCUCCUUUUUACUAGUAGCUGAGACACUCUAUUUGGUAUUUAUCACUCCUGGCUGGUGUGACGGGUAUACAGUGCCACACAAAGGCACCAAGCAGAUGUUUAUGAGGAUCUUGGCUCUGCUGACGUGGAUGUCAGUUAUUGUUGUGUGUAUUUGUAAUUACAAGAUUUUAUUCCUAUUUAAUGUUACUGAUUAUGGAUUUUUUUAA
Rangifer tarandus platyrhynchus (Svalbard reindeer) is the source of this 348-nucleotide messenger RNA. NCBI's taxonomy places the organism in Eukaryota, Metazoa, Chordata, Mammalia, Artiodactyla, Cervidae. The record is from the annotation of a GenBank genome assembly.